AAAUUCCAAUUUUGUGUUACCUCUCCGGUUCGCAGAAACAGAGUCUCAGGUUUUCAGUUCAUUUAUCCACAAAAUCUCUAUCUUCCUCCCAAACGAUAGUGAAAAUGGAUGGAAGCCAAAUCCAUUCUUAAAACCUUCGGCGCCGCAACUUUGCUCACCACUAAUCCCAUCAGAGCUCAAAUGGCGAUGCAAUCUUCUUCGCAUAAGGUUCUGUUAUUGAGAACUUGUUCGUCCAUUGGGAAGACCCCCUCUAUUAGCUUGUUGUGUUUUAGGAGAAGCUAUUCCAGUGAUGAGUUUCAUUAUUCAUCAAAGCGAAGAGCUCGUGGACCUGUCAUGGCGGCAAAGAAAGCAUCUGAAGGGGCAAAGCAGGAGGAAGGAAGGUACAAACAUACGGUUGAUCUGCCUAAGACGGCAUUUGGCAUGAGGGCAAACUCUGCUGUAAGGGAGCCCGAGAUUCAGAAAUUAUGGGAUGAAAAUCAGGUUUUCAAGAGAGUUUCUGACAGGAAUAAUGGGGGAAAUUUCGUUCUUCAUGAUGGCCCUCCUUAUGCCAACGGUGAUUUGCACAUGGGUCAUGCUCUGAACAAGAUUUUGAAGGAUAUUAUUAAUCGCUACAAGCUUCUUCAAAACUAUAAGGUUCACUAUGUGCCUGGUUGGGAUUGCCAUGGCCUACCAAUUGAAUUGAAAGUGAUGCAGUCAUUGGAUCACGAUGCUAGAAAGGAUCUCACACCAUUAAAAUUGAGAGCAAAGGCAGCCAAGUUUGCAAAAGCCACCGUUAAGAUACAAAUGGCAUCAUUUAAGCGAUUCGGGAUCUGGGGAGACUGGGAUCAUCCUUAUCUGACUCUCGAUCCAGAAUACGAGGCUGCUCAGAUUGAAGUGUUUGGUGAGAUGGCCCUUCAAGGGUAUAUCUAUAGAGGCAGAAAACCAGUCCAUUGGAGUCCCUCGUCACGAACUGCUCUUGCAGAGGCUGAGUUGGAGUAUCCUGAGGGGCAUGUUUCAAAGAGCAUAUAUGCCAUUUUCAGAUUAGUCAGCAGAUCUUCAACUUCAGGUGACUUAUUGGGAGAAUUUCUUCCCAACUUGUCCCUGGCCAUUUGGACUACUACUCCCUGGACUAUUCCAGCCAAUGCUGCUGUUGUGGUGAAUCCUAAGCUUCAAUAUGCUGUCGUUGAGGUACAUGAACUCUUGGGAGAUGUUUCAACAACGCCUGGAGAUGGAAAGAAGAGGCUCGGCAAUGUUUUGAAGGAGCAGAAGAAGCCUUUCCUUAUCAUAGCAUCAGACCUUUUGUCAACAUUAGAAGAAAAAUGGGGUGCAAAGCUUGUUGUGAAGAAAACACUACUAGGUUCAGAUCUUGAAAACUACAAGUAUAUUCAUCCAAUAGAGAGCAGAGAAUGUCCGGUUGUCCUGGGGGGUGACUAUAUUACGACAGAGUCUGGAACGGGACUAGUCCAUACAGCUCCGGGUCACGGGCAGGAAGAUUAUGUGACUGGCUUGAAAUAUGGUUUGCCCCUACUCUCCCCUGUAGAUGAUGAUGGAAAGUUUACUGAAGAAGCAGGAAGGUUUAGUGGGCUUGAUGUACUUGGGGAUGGUAAUGUUGCUGUAAUUGAGUAUUUGGAUCAAUACACAUCACUUAUCAUGGUAGAACCAUAUAAACACAAGUAUCCAUAUGAUUGGCGAACGAAGAAGCCUACGAUUUUUAGGGCCACUGAGCAAUGGUUCGCAUCUGUAGAAGGAUUUAAGGAGGCUGCAAUGGACGCAAUAAGCAAAGUAAAGUGGGUUCCAUCUCAGGCCGAAAACAGAAUUUCUGCAAUGACUUCUAGCCGCUCUGACUGGUGUAUUUCACGGCAAAGAACAUGGGGUGUCCCUAUUCCAGUCUUUUAUCACGUGGAAUCAAGAGAACCUCUCCUGAAUGAAGAGACUGUUGACCAUAUUAAGUCUAUAAUUUCUCAGAAGGGUAGCGACGCCUGGUGGUACAUGAGCGUGGAGGAUUUACUUCCUGAUGUUUAUCGUCAUAAAGCACCGGAGUACGAAAAGGGAACUGAUACAAUGGAUGUUUGGUUUGAUUCAGGCUCUUCUUGGGCUGCUGUGUUGGCGAAAAGAAGCGGACUUAGUUUUCCUGCAGAUUUAUAUCUUGAAGGUACAGAUCAACAUCGCGGGUGGUUCCAGAGUUCUUUAUUAACAAGUAUUGCUACAAAAGGGAAGGCUCCAUAUUCUGGUGUGAUAACGCAUGGAUUUGUACUCGAUGAGAGAGGUUUAAAGAUGAGCAAAUCUUUGGGGAAUGUUGUAGACCCAGCUACUGUGAUUGGAGGGGGGAAUAAACCAGGGGAAGCACCUUCCUAUGGAGCUGAUGUCCUGAGGCUCUGGGUUUCGAGUGUGGAUUAUACCGGCGAUGUGAUGAUUGGCUCUCAAGUUCUUCGUCAGAUGUCUGACAUAUACAGGAAGCUGCGAGGAACAUUGAGAUUUCUUUUGGCAAAUCUUCACGAUUGGGAGGCUGAUAAUGCUGUUCCUUAUAGCGAUCUUCCCGUGAUUGAUCAGCAUGCUCUAUUUCAACUUGAAAAUGUUGUAAAGAACAUUAACGAAAGCUAUGAAAAUUAUCAGUUCUCCAAAAUAUUCCAGACCAUUCAACGAUUUGUGAUUGUUGAUCUAUCAAAUUUUUACUUUGAUGCUGCCAAAGAUCGACUUUAUGUCGGGGGCUCUACAAGUUUUACAAGGAGAAGUUGUCAAACAGUUCUUGCUGCACAUCUGCUUUCCAUUGCAAGGGUAAUUGCUCCAAUACUACCUCAUUUGGCCGAGGAUGUUUGGCAGCAUCUUCCUUUCCAGUAUACUACUGAAGAUGGUUCUAUUCCCAAAUUUGUUUUUGAAUCAAGAUGGCCAGCAUUAAAUGAAAGAUGGCUUGCUUUCCCUGACGAAGAAAUUAACUUUUGGGAAAAUAUUCUUGAGCUGCGAACCGAGGUGAAUAAAGUCCUGGAGGUUGCUCGUACUGAGAAGUUGAUUGGUUCAAGUUUGGAAGCAAAGGUCUAUCUUCACACCUUGGAUGACAGCCUCGCUGCAAGAUUGAAUGAAAUGAGUGCAGCCAAAAAUGAUGCCGACACUUUGCACCGGAUAUUCAUAACAUCUCAGGUACAGAUCCUUUCAUCUUUGGAGAGUGUACAGACCAGGGACAUUCCAUACCGUGGAGAGUACCUCAUUCAAGGAAAGAAGAAAAUCUGGAUUGGAGUGUCCCGUGCAGAGGGCUCAAAAUGUGAAAGAUGCUGGAAUUACUCUCUUCAAGUUGGUUCCUUUUCGGAGCACCCCACCCUUUGCACCCGCUGUUACAAUGUUGUAGGUGAUCAACCAAUUCCAGCUUUGGUAGCAGUUAGUUGAGACUUGACAAUGUUAAAGAAUACCGGGUUAGAAGCUCCGUAAGCCAAAAGCUGUUUCAUUGAAACAAGGAUCGUUGAACCAAUUUUUGUCGCGUUUGAUUUUAUAGGUUUCAAAUUCUGAUUAUUGGUAGUAAUUCGUCAUUAUAGAUAGAAUAUACCGGAGAGAAUAUCUCAGGAUGGAAGGGAAAGCUGAUCUAUUUGUUGUACGCAUGUACAUUCUUCUUCCAAGUUUUUUUCUUCGGGCAUAUGAUUAUUUAACGAAAGCAACGAAAGAAUGAAGUUACUGUAGAA
This is a messenger RNA of Rhododendron vialii, 3647 nucleotides long. Its product is annotated as isoleucine--tRNA ligase, chloroplastic/mitochondrial. Gene Ontology annotation, molecular function: aminoacyl-tRNA deacylase activity; tRNA binding; ATP binding. NCBI's taxonomy places the organism in Eukaryota, Viridiplantae, Streptophyta, Magnoliopsida, Ericales, Ericaceae. The transcript is spliced from 22 exons. The record is from RefSeq and is a predicted model, not a curated record. Gene Ontology annotation, cellular component: cytosol. Bases 109 to 3357 code for a protein of 1082 amino acids. Gene Ontology annotation, biological process: isoleucyl-tRNA aminoacylation.